This is a messenger RNA of Syngnathoides biaculeatus (alligator pipefish), 5026 nucleotides long. It is a transcript of the gene matr3l1.2, whose product is annotated as matrin 3-like 1.2. Gene Ontology annotation, cellular component: nucleus. Lineage: Eukaryota; Metazoa; Chordata; Actinopteri; Syngnathiformes; Syngnathidae. The coding region runs from base 1506 to 4856 and encodes 1116 amino acids. The record is from RefSeq and is a predicted model, not a curated record. Gene Ontology annotation, molecular function: zinc ion binding; RNA binding. The transcript is spliced from 20 exons.
UCAAGGCUAACGUUCGCGGUGGCGACGCCACAAAUGGUUGAAAACCAGUCGGUAGUUGAAGACGCCAAUUAACUUGUACAUUUGAAAAAUGACGUCUUUGCAUUGUAGUUGAACCGACGUCAAAGUAAUUGUAGUUUUCGGUGCGCGAUCUCAGCGCCGUGUUUGUUAACACGUUAGCUAGCACAUGUAGCUGUUAGCACAUUUUCUUCCACCUUUCGAGCACGUCUGUUGAAACUUGAAGUUCAUCGUGCACUUGAAGUGGUCCCACGUGAUUGCACGAAUUCAGCGUCUGACUGUUCUUAGGAACCUUUCCAGAUGAUUAUUUGGAUUGUGAUUCCAUUUCAGUUCCAAUAUUUUGUUGGUCGAGUCCAAAAGUAGGCCUACUCCAAAGGUUUCUUUUCAUGCCUUAUGCGAGGUCACACUUUUCAGCAACAUCAGAAUUAUUUUUAGCACAAUAUCUUUCUCUCUUGUGCGGAUGCAGUACCAAAGCAAAGAAUCAUGUUCUAAUUGUGUACAAACGUCUUGGAACUUGGGGGGGGGGGUGAAUAUACUACCUCAUGCAAAAAGACCUUCCUUUUGUCUAUUUCCCGUGUUCUGGAACGACAACGAAUCCAAAUUGACCCCAAAGAUGAGCUUUCAAAGUGGAAGGCGCCGGAGCGGCUUCACGCUGCUGCUUUUUUACUCUGGGCGCCAUUUUCUUGUUUCUGGUCAGACGCAAAGCGCCCCCCGCUGGCCGGGGAGAGGAUCGAUUCAGAGUAUUUGCUGAAUCGGGGAUGGUCCGGCGGCCGUCUGGUGAACGCGGCUGCCUCGCAGUUCUGAGGCUGCGGGUUCAAAUCCGGCCUCCCCCGUCUGGAGUUUUGCACGUUCUCCCCGCACCUGCGUGGCUUUUUUUUUUUUCUUCUUCCGGGUACUCAGCUUUCCUCCCACAUGUCCAAAACAUGCAUGUCAGGUUUAUUGAAGACUGUAAAUUCCCCCAUAGGUGCGAAUGGUUUGUUCGUGUGUGUGUGUGUGUGUGUGUGUGUAGCCUGCAAUCGGCGGGCGACCAGUUGAGGAUCUACCUCGCUUGACCCUUGCCCAGAGUCAGCACACUGUAGCGAUAAGCGUUACGGGAAAUGAAUGAUACUGAAUUUGACACGGGUAUGCGAUACAUCGAUAAGGCAAUGUGUAUUUUAUUUAAAGAAUGUUGUCCACAUUCCCAAAUAAUUUCAGACGAAGAUGUUCUUUCUUUACUGAAGCGGUUCUCUGACCAGGUGACUUUCCUGUUCUACUUUGAGCUUCCUGCUUUGUCUCUGCAGAGGUUGUUUAUUUUUAUUUUUUAUUUGAUUCCUGUUUUCCUCCUUGUGGUCUUGGUGGACACGAAGACCACAAUGUCUGCUUGUCCUUCACUGUCUUUCAGGACUCUGCUUGCCUCUUUGCUCCAGACUUGACUUUGCGUGGAUCCUUCCGGACGCAUCUUGAGCCUUUUUUUUUUUUUUUUUUGGUGUCAUUGUCCUCUUUGACCUGCGAUGGACGGCGCUCCAAAAGGCUUUGCGGCGGGGCGGGGCCUCCUAGCCGCCGCCGACACCUUGAACUUCAGCGUGAACGAGCAGCGGCCCAUCCGGCAAUUGGGGGGCGGGGUUUCCGGGGGCGGCGGCGUGGAGGAGCAGGAGAGUGGCUCCCGCGUGGCCCGCGGCGGCGGCCAUCUGGGCGGCACCAUGAAGCUGUUCGCCAGCUUGGGCCUGUCACCCUCCGAUCUGGACGCUCUGGCUCAGAUCCCCGAGGAGGACAUCAGCGUGGAGACGCUCCCGCAAAUCCUCAUGCAGCUGAAGAACCGAAAGGCGGGGCGGGGGCCCGCCUCCGCCCCCCCCGACGAGGCCUACCGAGGCGGCGGGGGCAGGAUGGGCGCCGCCUCUUUCGGCCAGGGUUCUGGCUCGCCGGACUUCGGAUUCGCUUCCCCGCAGGGGGCCUCCCUGGGCCGCGGGAUGGGCUUGAAUUUCGGUGGCGGCGGCGGGGGCAGAGAGCGGUCAUUCUCUGAACUUUCACUCCACGAUUCCUACGGCGGUCUGCAGGGGGGGUUGCUCUCCCAGCCCGCCUUCACGCAGCCGCGCAGGAAAGGCUCCCCGUCGCAGGGAAAGGUCCAAGACUUUUUGGGAGCCCCGCCCGCGAGGUUCCCGCACGUGUGCUCUCUUUGUGACUUUGACGUGCAUUCCAACAUGGAGUGGACCCAACACACCAAUGGACUUCGACAUGCUGAGAACAGGCGUGUGCUGCUCAACAUGUACCCCGAGUGGGAUCCCAGCGGGGCACCGGGAAGAAGCGGCGCCAUGGAGUCCACCAACCUGUCGGCGGGACUGCUGGGACCCGCCCCCUCGGCGCCCUGCCCGGCGGCCAGGGUGUCGUCCAGUUGGGGACCUGGACCGGGAUUGGGUCUCGGCAUGUCGGGGCAGAACCGCUCGGGCUCAAACAUGAUGAGGAGCAGAGUGGUGGUGGUGAAAUACGACAGGAGGCCGCUCAGCAACAAGACCUUGUUCGCCUUCGCUGAACCUUUCGGCCGUCUGCGGGAGAACCUGGUCCUCAAGAAUAAAGCGUUUCUGGAAAUGGAGACCCACGAAGAGGCGCUGGACAUGGUCAGCUUCUACGAGCGGAAGCCGGCCACGCUCUACGGGAAGCCCAUCACCUUCUACCUGUCCAACAGGCUGAUGUUCAUCCAGAAGGACGAGCGGUCGUCGUCGGACCGUCCGCCCUGGCCCCCCAGGACGGACGGUCCGGGUCGCAGAAGUCAGGUGGUCUUCUUCUCCAACCUGCCCAGAGAAGUCGGCAAGAAGGAAGAGCUGCUGACCAUCGCUGCUCGCUUUGGUGUGGUGGAGAAGCAUCUCUUCUUGACAGACCAGGCGUUCAUCCAGUUGGGAACGUUUGAGGACGCAGAGAUGAUGGUCAAGUACUACACGGUCAACCCGCUCACAAUCAAAGGACGAUCCGUCCGCCUCAACAUCUGCACAAAGUACAAGACCCUCAACAUCGACCGCAGACACAAGGAACCGGUCGGAGGGAGCGGUCGCAGGACCGGAACCCAGAGGAAAGCGUCGAGGUCUCGGUCCCGGUCUCCUUCCAGGAGCCGAGACGAGGAGAACGGAGCCAAAUCGGCUUCGGAGGAUGAAGAGGAGGUGGCGGGUGUGGUGGAGGGGGAGGGGGAGGAGCAUCAGAGUGAGACGGCUCCGGAUGGGGAGCAAAAACCAAGUCGGGCGCCCGCAGAGACUGAGGAGCCUGAGGGAGGCGAGGGCGGCGGCCAAAAGACGGUGACCUCGCCGAAACCGAAGAACGCGGCCUCGCGCGCGAUCCUUCUACAUAAGACUGCGUCUUCGCAGGCUCCCGAAGAACACGGCGGUGACGCCAGGAAGGACGACCUGACGGACGAGACGCCCGCAGAUGACGGCGCUGAGGUUGAGAAGGGGGCGGAGUCGGGAAGCGGCGUCGAGCAGACGACGGAGGAGGACGACAGCUUCCUGGAGAACAUGGAGAACAUGGAAGACUUUGUGACGCUGGACGAGCUGCCCGACGACGAGAAGGAGGCCGAAGACGUGAGAAAGUCCGACGGCAUCGACAAAUCCAGGAAGGGGGGCCUGCGGGUGGUCAACGUCCUGGGCUUCAGGCGAGGGUACAAAUACCUGGAUGAGCUGCUGGCACUGGCGACGCCCUUCGGGAAGGUGGUGAAGCAUCUGGUCCUGGACUGGAGGCCAGAGGCCUUCCUUCAGUUCGCCACUGAAGAAGAAGCGAGGGCGAUGGCCAAGUUCUACAACGGGAACGUGAGGCCGUCCGUGUGCGGGCGUCCGGUCAGGGUCAACCACUCUCUGACCUACCCGACCAUCCAGUGCGGCAACAGCAGGGUGGUGUACGUGGGUCAGCUGCCCAACAGCAAAUACGAAGAUGAGGACGUCCUCAAACUGGCCGAACCCUUUGGCAAAGUCAAAAAGUACUUCCUGAACCCCAUCAAGAGAGAGUGCUUCCUGGAAAUGGAGAAGGCGGAGGCAGCGGACGAAAUGGCCCAAGCCUACAAAACCAACCAACCAAAGUUGAACGGUCGACGUCUUCUCAUCUACGUCAGCAGGAAGUACAUGCAGCUCAAGCAUAGUUGCCCCAGCGCCGCCGCCAAGAGGGGGCCGAUUAGCUCGCCUCCAAAGUCCUCCAAACCCUCUGAAGAACCUCCAGCCAAGAAAAUCAAAGAGGAAGAGGAAGAGAAGAAAGCCCAGGAAGAGCAACCGCCAAAAGAACUGACAGCCCACGAGGAAGAAGAGAAGAAGGAGGAGGAGGUGGAGGAGGAGGAGGAGGAGGAGGAGGAGGAGGAAGAAGGAGGGCUCAAACAGGAAGAGGAAAAACCUGAAGAGCAGCUUGAAGCAGACCAGAAGAAAGAUCAAGAAGAAGAAGAAGAAGACGAGGACGACAACGAGGAGGAGGAGGAGGAGCAAAAAGAAUCUGAAGAGCAGGAAGAUGCACUGAGCGCACGUGGCAAGAACGAAGAGGACACGGCGGCAGACAUUCCUGACGUUCCGGACCAGGAACAAGAACUGAAAGAGGAGACGUCGGAUGUCGCCAUGGAGACGGAAAACCCUCAGAACAAGGAGAGCGGCCCCUCGGCCUCCGAGACCAAAACCGCCGCCGCGUCGCUGCCGCUCCCGCCGUUCGAUCCCCAAAAGGCCGUCGGUGUGGAACACAUCAAGUUGGGCUACUACUGCCGCGUUUGUCUGCUCUUCUACUCCAACGAGGACAUGGCCAAGAAGACGCACUGCAGCAGCCAGACGCACUACGACAAGCUGCAGAAACAUCUGGAAAAGGAACAAGGCAAAACGGAGAAGAAGCGGGCCAAGAAGACGAGCGCGUGAGCGGCCACCGACACCUUCUUUUGUUUUUCUUUAGCUUGUGACCUUUAACCCUGUAGAUCGGACGGGACCGCCCUUCACGCAUUAGUUGUAGUUGUCAUGUGUCCCUUUCCAUAGUUUGGGUGAACUGAAGUUGGCACGUUUGUUUUAAGAAAUAAAUGUUUUACACACUU